CCGCAAGGUGAAGGGUGAUCUGACAUACGUUGUUAUUCAGCAGAGUCAGUUGAUACGAGAAUUCGCCCAGAUGCGGAUUCAGGUGAUUGAUGCACUUCCUACUGCCAGUACAGGGAGUGUGAAUUCUAUGCAGGUUCAGCCAACACUGAGGGAGAGAAUCCGGCAAGAGCAGGCUUCAGAUGAGUUUAUUCGUACGAUUGAUGCCAAG
Striga hermonthica is the source of this 208-nucleotide messenger RNA. The record is from the annotation of a GenBank genome assembly. Lineage: Eukaryota; Viridiplantae; Streptophyta; Magnoliopsida; Lamiales; Orobanchaceae.